CGGACAACAAUAACAACGAAAAAACACAUUUUAGCACGAUUUUGUUGUGGUCCUAAGAAUUUCCGUGAUUUCUCAAAGAAUUAAAUCCCGCUACGCAAGAUGAUUAUUCCAAUCCGUUGUUUUACCUGCGGCAAGGUCAUUGGCAACAAGUGGGAGUCUUAUUUGGGUCUCCUGCAGGCGGAAUACACGGAAGGAGAUGCCCUUGAUGCGUUGGGUCUGAAGAGGUACUGCUGCCGUCGCAUGCUCCUGGGACACGUGGAUCUCAUCGAGAAACUGCUCAACUACGCUCCGCUGGAGAAGUAAACCGGGUUAAUGGUACAUCCACAUUGGACUCGGGAAUAAAAACUCUAGAUUUUAUUGUAAAAUUACAAAUUAAAGCUUGAUGUAUAGCCCUAGAAGUUAUA
Molecule: messenger RNA, 404 nt
Organism: Drosophila subpulchrella
Lineage: Eukaryota; Metazoa; Arthropoda; Insecta; Diptera; Drosophilidae
Gene: Rpb10
Product: DNA-directed RNA polymerases I, II, and III subunit RPABC5
Exons: 2
Coding region: 100-303 (67 amino acids)
Biological process (GO): transcription by RNA polymerase II; tRNA transcription by RNA polymerase III; transcription by RNA polymerase I
Cellular component (GO): RNA polymerase II, core complex; RNA polymerase I complex; RNA polymerase III complex
Molecular function (GO): DNA-directed RNA polymerase activity; DNA binding; zinc ion binding
Source: RefSeq, a predicted model, not a curated record